Molecule: messenger RNA, 935 nt
Organism: Etheostoma cragini (Arkansas darter)
Lineage: Eukaryota; Metazoa; Chordata; Actinopteri; Perciformes; Percidae
Gene: mcee
Product: methylmalonyl CoA epimerase
Exons: 3
Coding region: 205-726 (173 amino acids)
Biological process (GO): L-methylmalonyl-CoA metabolic process
Cellular component (GO): mitochondrion
Molecular function (GO): methylmalonyl-CoA epimerase activity
Source: RefSeq, a predicted model, not a curated record
CACAAAAAUACAGACAGCAAACACUUGCCUAAGAAAGUUAUCUGGCUGUGCUGUGUUGACAUUUAUUUUCUUUAAACACUCCUCCAGCACGCUCCUCACAGCUCCACUAGCCAUCUUUUUCCUCACAUGUGUAACCGUCUGUGUCGCAGAUAAAUACGCUCGCUGAAAAACUCUUCCACUGCUUUUUGGUUCCGAGAUACAAACAUGGCGUCCGCCGCGCUGAAGGUUGCAGUGGCAGGUCUUUCCAGAUGUUCUCAUCUCACAAUCAUGAGGGCACAUUCAACGACAUCACCCCUCCAUCAGGGCAUUCCUGGAUCACUGUGGAAGCUGGGAAGGCUAAACCACAUUGCCAUCGCUGUCCCCGACAUGGAGAAGGCCACAGCUCUAUAUCGGGAUGUGCUGGGGGCCACAGUGAGCGACAAGGUGCCCCUGCCCGAGCACGGCGUCUACACGGUGUUUGUUGAGCUCGGCAACACCAAGCUGGAGCUGCUCCAUCCUCUGGGGGAGAAGAGCCCGAUCGCUGGCUUCUUACAGAAGAACAAGUCUGGAGGAAUGCACCACAUUUGUAUUGAGGUAGACAACAUUAACUCUGCGAUAGCAGACCUGAAAGCAAAGAACAUCAGAACUCUGUCAGCAGAGCCCCGGAUAGGUGCUCAUGGGAAACCAGUGAUGUUUCUCCAUCCCAAAGACUGUGACGGUGUGCUGGUGGAGCUUGAAGAAGCAUGAACAUGUCAGUCUGACAAGGAUUGUUCUUAAUUGUUAAUUCACAUUUGUAUAUUCCACAGUCAGUUUGACAACAAAUGUUGAUUUUGUAAUAUCGAUCUAUAGCACUUAGAUUGUGAUCUUCUCAUGCGUGCCUCAAAGUUGUUCUUCCAGGUCUCUUCUUGAUUUCCCUGUUGAUUUGGGAAUAAAUUGUGUGGUGUUUAAGGCAUGUC